Molecule: messenger RNA, 2459 nt
Organism: Diaporthe batatas
Lineage: Eukaryota; Fungi; Ascomycota; Sordariomycetes; Diaporthales; Diaporthaceae
Exons: 2
Coding region: 284-2389 (701 amino acids)
Molecular function (GO): copper ion binding; oxidoreductase activity
Source: RefSeq, a predicted model, not a curated record
GUUCAACAUGCAAGUGACAGUAUCUUCGACUUUCUUGGCCCGAAUAUUCUAAUACAUUUUGAGCUUCGGUCGCUGGUGCCAAGCCAUCCGAUUUCAGACGAAAGGGCCGACCUCAAAGGAACGGGGCCAUUCGGGCUUCACCUCUGACACUCCGACGCCCACUCAGCCGCACGGCCAUCUUGGUCUCCAUCGAAAAGAUGACAGUGACAGCCGUUGGAACUAUUUGAUCAGAGCGCAACUGUAGCGCCGACUACCUCAUAUACUAGGUACACAGCUUCCCAAAAUGGGCGACUAUAAGCAGGUCCGCUCGUCUUCACCGUCAAACCAACACCGCGACAGCGACGAACUCGAGCUGCAGGAGCAGGUCGUCCAGGAGAAAGCCCCCAACCUCGGCGAUGAGCAGCAUGAGCGCCUCUUGUCGGAAGACGACGAGGAGGGGCUGAAAGGUGGCCACGAUGACGGCUAUGCACGCAAACGACGAGGGCGAUGGUGGCGUCGAGGAUUACUUGGUCUUCUCGGGCUUCUCGUCCUGACGGCCGUGGCCGCCGCACUGAACUACUUCUACCUCGAAGAGACACAGGGCGAACAGGGCGAGGAAGCCAGCGCAUUUCGGCGUCCAUCGUCCGACUACAUUAUCGACCCGUCCUGGGACUAUGAUGCGCCCCCUACGGUGCGCGAGUAUCAUUGGGCCAUUUCCGACAUCACAGCGAACCCGGACGGUGUCUUCCGGCCGAUGAUGGCGAUCAACGGCCAAUUUCCGGGACCCAUGAUUGUGUGCAACGAAGGGGAUACCAUCGUUGUCAACGUGGUCAAUGAGGCAAAGAAUGCGACUGCCAUACACUGGCACGGCCUCUUCCAGAACGGCACGAACUGGAACGACGGAACCGUCGGUGUCACACAAUGCCCAAUCGCCCCGGGCCGCUCGUAUCGUUAUGAGUUUGUUGUGAGGGGCCAAUCUGGAUCAUUCUUUUAUCACGGGCACCAAGCUGCACAGAACUUAGAUGGCCUGGCUGGGCCCCUUAUAGUCCUCUCCAAGGAUGAACGGGACACUCAACCGAUCGCGUACGAUUCGGAUCGUGUGAUCAUGGUGCAGGAUUGGUACCAUGAUCUAUCUGAUGGCCUCUUGAGGAAGACGCUGUCUUCUGGGGACGAGGGAUCACCAACACCCAACGGGGCCUUGAUUAACGGGGCGAACAAAGUGGACUGUUCUCUUCACCAGAACCGCCACUGUGACUCUUCAUCAGCUGCGUUGCCAUCCUUUGACCUGGAACCGAACAAGAACCACCGGUUUCGAGUGAUCAAUGUUGGUGGUUUUGGCUGGUUCGAAGUCAGCGUUGAUAGACAUCUCGAUCUCCCCGUGACAGAAGUUGACGGUGUGACCGUUGAGCCUCUGUCCGAUUCAACACUGCUUGUUGGACCCGGCCAGCGAUACAGCCUCGUGCUUUCGGCCAACCAGACUGACCCCUCCAAUCUGUACUGGUUCCGGGCCCGUAUGAUAAACCACUGUUUCGCUGAGAAUGUUCUCCCCGACAACGGCGUCGCCACAGCCCAAGCGGUCAUCCGAUAUAACUCAGCAGUAACCGAGGCCCAACCUCAAGAUCAGGCUAUUACUCCUACCACCGACAACGAUAGCGGGAAGUUCACGGUGAUUUGCAAGGACAAGGCGCCCGACACUUACAAGCCUCUGCCUCGGACGCCUGCACCCGAGUUUGCACACCACUCGUGGUAUUUGCGGGUGAACUUAGAAAUAGGCGACUGGCGACUAGAGCGUGGCUUUGUAAACAAAAGCACAUACCGGCCACAGCUGCAGUCUCCAACCCUUCACCGACUGGUGGAUGGUUUGAACAGCGCCAACGAGACGUUCAACCUGGAGGGCGUCAACGACGAGGCGUUUGACAUCAAGAACGAGCUGGUCAUUAGCUCGGGCGGUGUUGAAGUGGUGGACUUGAUACUUCAAAAUUUCGACGAAGGAAACCAUCCCUUCCACUUGCACGGUGCGCAGAUGUUCAUCCUAGCGGCAGGUCACGGGUACUUUCCAGGUUACAAGGAACUGGGUCUCCAGGAUGAGGGCAAGGGUCUACUGGAUCCCAAUAACAACACUAUCAUCGCGAACCCCGUCCGGCGAGACGUCACCACCAUUGAGGCCUUCGGAUGGACGCUGGUCCGUUUUAUCGCAGACAACCCAGGGGUUUGGCUAUUUCACUGUCAUAUGAUCUGGCAUGCGGAAGCAGGGAUGGCCAUGCAAUUCGCAUCGAGACUCGAUCUGAUGAGGAACUGGACAAUACCAGAGGAGAACAGGAAAUUAUGUGAGGCACCUGUAGACGAGCUUGAGAAGGGGUCUACGCCCAAGGACAGUAUAUGGUUUGGGCAGUUUGGAGAUGAUUCUUGAAUUUCAAGAGCACAUGCAUGGCAAGGAGUUUUGGGAAUUUUUAUUUCAGUACAUAUCUGUGUAGAUAAAG